Messenger RNA from Alosa sapidissima (American shad), 6844 nucleotides. RefSeq names its product DENN/MADD domain containing 5B (gene dennd5b). Lineage: Eukaryota; Metazoa; Chordata; Actinopteri; Clupeiformes; Clupeidae. Gene Ontology annotation, molecular function: small GTPase binding; guanyl-nucleotide exchange factor activity. The record is from RefSeq and is a predicted model, not a curated record.
ACACAGGCUUGUUGGACGAGGCGCCCAGAACAGAGCUGUCAGAGCAGCAAGACAGAGCGGGCCGGAGUAGCUCCGCUUUUCACACCAGCCGCUGCUAAAUCAAAGCCGAAAACGAACCUACGGAAACUACAACCACAAAAACUGCAUUACGACUGUACAGUGAAGUGUAUUCGAACUUAGUCGAUUCGCCGCCCUCAAUGGAGCGCUUUUCUUUGAAGUAUUAAAGUCAAUCCGAUCCGUUUUGAGCGAGGAUGAGCGUGAACAGUACGGGGACGGGGUCGGCUCCGUGCCGCUUCGCCCAUUAUUUCGUGAUAUGUGGAAUAGACACCGAGACUGGGUUGGAACCAGAUGAAUUGGCCGCUUUGUACCAAUGGCUAGAGGCUGAGCGCCAGGGCAAGGAUCCAGAGGCGGCCGCGCCAGGGGAGAACUUUGACCAGAGUCCGCUCAAAAGAACCUUCAAGUCCAAAGUAUUGGCCCACUAUCCGGAGAACGUAGAGUGGAACCCAUUCGACCAGGAUGCUGUUAACAUGCUGUGCAUGCCCAAGGGCCUGUCCUUCCGGACACAGAGAGACUCCCGGGAGCCGCAGUUCCACUCCUACCUGAUCACGCGGGAGGACGGCUCGCGCACCUACGGCUUCGUGCACACCUUCUACGAGGAGGUGACCAGCCCGCAGAUCUGCGCCGCCAUGCAGACCCUGCACCAGAUGCACCGCGCCGAGCACGCCUCCAACGGCACCAACCCCUCCUCCUCCUCCUCCUCCUCGUCCUCCUCCUCCAGCAUGGACUCGCUGGCCAGCAGCCUGGACGAGGGCGACAGCUCCUCGUCCUCCGCCCCGUCUCCGUCGGCGGCCGGCGGCGGGCCCUCGUACGACGCGUCGCGCGACACCCUCUACGUGUCCAAGGCGCUGUGCCUGGUGACGCCCAUGCCCUUCAUGCACGCGUGCCGCCGCUUUCUGGCCCAGAUGCACCGCGCCGUCACGGCCCAGCAGCCCCCGCCGCUGCCGCUGGAGAGCUACGUGCACAACGUCCUGUACGAGGUGCCGCUGCCGCCGCCCGGCCGCUCGCUCAAGUUCCACGCCGUCUACGAGCCCAUCGUGUGCCAGCGGCCGGGCCUGGCCGAGCUGCCCCUGGCCGACUUCCCCCUGGGCGAGGCCUUCCAGCUGCUGGGGGUGGAGAACCUGGUGCAGCUGUUCACCUGCGUGCUGCUGGAGAUGCAGAUCCUGCUCUACUCACAAGAUUACCAGCGGCUGAUGGUGGUGGCGGAGGGCAUCACCACACUGCUCUUCCCGUUCCAGUGGCAGCACGUCUACGUGCCCAUCCUGCCCGCCUCGCUGCUGCACUUCCUGGACGCGCCCGUGCCCUACCUCAUGGGCCUGCAGUCCAAAGAGGGCACCGACCGCUCCAAGCUGGAGCUGCCCCAGGAGGCGAACCUGUGCUUUGUGGACGUGGACAACCACACCAUUGAGCUCCCUGAGGACUUCCCCCAGCUGCCCAACAAGCCCGAGUUCAUCUGCGAGCUCACCGACGUGCUGCUGCGCUUCGGCCUCUCCCCUGAGGGCAGCAACGCGCCCAUCACCCUGACCGCCACCGCCCCCCCCACCACCACCACCACCAGCAGCAGCAGCCGGACGUCCGGUAGCCCUAGCACCGGCCUGAAGAGCACCGUGCUGAGGGAGCUGGUGGACGACGGGCGCAACGGCAACCUGGGCCGCGAGGACAUGGCCGUGCUGGAGCUGCUGCAGGGCAGCCCCACGCUGGACCGGCUGCAGGCGCUGGCCAAGCGCACCGGCGUGACCGUGGACCGCCUGGAGGCCAUCCGCAGGGGCGUGCGGGACGGACAGGCCGACGGGGAGACGGGCGGAGGUGGGGGCAGCGCGGGGGGCAAGCGGUCGGCGGAGGACGAGCAGGAGCUGCGGAGCGCCCAGCUGAACGUGCAGCUGCGCGAGGUGUUCGCCGGCCGCUUCGCCACCAUGUUCGCCGACUACGAGGCGUUCGUCAUCCAGAGCGCCCCCGACCUGGAGUCCUGGCUCACCAACCGGGAACAGAUGCACAACUUUGACAAGGCCUCUUUCCUGUCGGACCAGCCAGAGCCCUACCUGCCGUUCCUGUCGCACUUCAUCGAGACGCAGAUGUUCGCCACCUUCAUCGACAACAAGAUCAUGUCCCAGUGGGAGGAGAAGGAGCCCAUGCUGCGGGUGUUUGACGGACGCAUCGAGAAAGCCCGCCUCUUCAACGUGCGUGCCCCCAGCCUCCGCUCCUCCACCUACCAGAGGUGCACCAUACUGGAGGAGUCCGCCCAGGCCAUCGAGCAGCGGCUGAUGAAGAUCGAUCACACGGCCAUCCACCCCCACCUGCUGGACAUGAAGAUUGGCCAGGGCAAGUACCAGCAGGGCUUCUUCCCCAAGCUGCAGGCCGACGUGCUGGCCUCCGGACCCACAAAUAACAAGUGGUCGAAUCGCACAGCCACAUCUCAGCGCCGACAGGACAGGCACAGACAUCACAACGAACACCUAGGACUGGACAACGACCUGAAAGAGCAGGUGGAGGGGUGUCUGGUGCUGCAGAACUCUAUGGCUUUCUGGGAGUGGGACAAAGCGCCUCCCCCACCUCUUAAACCGCCCAAAAAGUCCUUCUCAGCCUGCUGCCUGAAGUACAUGCAGGAGGCCCGUAGUCUGGGGAAGAACCUGCGGCAGCCCAAGCUGUCGGACCUUUCCCCAGCGGUCAUCGCUCAGACAAAUUGGAAAUUUGUCGAAGGGCUCCUAAAGGAGUGUCGCCUGAAGACGAAGCGCAUGCUGGUGGAGAAGAUGGGCAGGGAGGCGGUGGAGCUGGGCCACGGAGAGGCCAGCAUCACCGGCCUGGAGGAGAACACGCUCAUCGCCAGCCUCUGUGACCUGCUGGAGAGGAUCUGGAGCCAUGGCCUCCAAGUCAAACAGGGGAAGUCAGCCUUGUGGUCACAUCUCCUUCACUAUCAGGCCCGAGAGGAAAAACAGAGCUUACUAACCGAUUCACCAGGGUCAAACAGUCCAGAGAGGCGAAAAUCUGAUGCCGGUCUCGGGCUCUCAACACUGCGCGUCUCUGUCAUACAAGAUAUGAGGCACAUCCAGAGUAUGAGCGAGAUUAAGACAGAUGUGGGCCGCGCCCGGGCCUGGAUCCGCCUCUCCCUGGAGAAGAAGCUGCUCUCCCAGCACCUCAAGCAGCUGCUGUCCAACCAAGCCUUAACCAAGAAGCUGUAUAAGCGCUAUGCAUUCCUGCGCUGUGAUGAGGAGAAGGAGCAGUUCCUCUUCCACUUGCUCAGUCUCAACGCUGUCGACUAUUUCUGCUUCACCAACGUUUUCACCACCAUCAUGAUCCCAUACCGUGCUGUCAUCAUCCCCAUUAAGAAGCUCAGUAACGCCAUGACGACGUCCAACCCAUGGGUGUGCGUGGCGGGCGAGUUGGGCGACUCCGGCGUCAUGCAGAUCCCCAAGAACGUUCUGGAAAUGACCUUCGACUCUGCGUUCAGGCCUCACACUCACAUCACCGCUCUGUUCAAGUGUCAGAACCUUGGCAAGCUCACCACUGUUCAGCUGGGUCAUGACAACUCGGGGUUGCUGGCCAAGUGGCUGGUUGACUGUGUGAUGGUCCGCAAUGAGAUCACUGGACACACGUACAAGUUCCCUUGCGGCCGCUGGCUGGGUAAGGGUGUGGAUGACGGGAGUCUGGAGAGGGUUCUGAUUGGUGAGCUCCAGGUCCCUACCAGUGAUGAGGAGGCGGGGCGAGGGAGUCGGACUCCACCCAUGCAGCGCUCUCCCUCUCAGCCCAGACGAAUCAGCAUCACGUCUCUCAGUGGCCGUGCCAGCAAGCCAACCUCAGCACAAAUACAGGAAGGCAUCGGGGAGUCGGUCAACAACAUUAUAAAGCACUUUCACAAGCCAGAGAAGGAGAGAGGUAGUCUGACCCUGCUGCUGUGUGGGGAGAAUGGGGCUUGGGCUCCUCUAGAGCAGUUCUUCCACCACGGCUUCAAGACGGCACGACUCUUCCAGAAGAGCAUCUUCAUCUGGGACUUUGUCGAGAAGGCAGUGGAGUAUAUGGAAAGUGCUGAUCAGAUGGGGGACUUGCAGGAGACUGCAGAGCCUCUAGGCCUAACCUGUGAAACCUUCUGUCGCUAUGCCAACGCCAUCAACAACUCGCCACGCAGCAUUGGCAAGGAUGGCAAGUUCCAGCUGCUCGUCUGCUUAGGAGCCAGGGACCGGCUGCUGCCCGAGUGGCUCCCCCUGCUGGUGGAGUGCCCGGUGAUCACACGCAUGUACGAGGAGACUGCCAUGCUCCGCGACCGCACCACCGUCAACGCGCUCAUCGGAGUGCUGCAGACCCUCCACGACUUCGCCAUUACGCUGGAGACCUCGCUGGUCAAGGGCUUUGACUUGUAGCAGCCAGCUUCCAUGGACCGAAACCCCCCACUCCCCCCCCACCCUUUUCCCUCUCCGCCCCUACUCUCUGAUGCCUCCACAGAUGCCACUUCAAGGCACUGGCAAGCCGCACAACCCACUGUGGGAAUAAAACGUGACCACUAAAAAGAGCAGGAUGGCUGAGGAACGAGGAGGCUCUUUGAAGGACAAAUAAACAAGAGACUCUAGCCCCACCUCCCUCCCCUGGCUCUGUGUUUAGUUGCAGUGCGUAGGCCUUUGGGUCAAAGUUGAGUGCAGUAUUACCCCAUACCUUGUGCUUUAAAACACACAACUCAAAAAGAAAUCAACGUCUUGUGUGAAUCUCUAUAUAAACUGUAUGAAGCUCUGUGUGAAGCUCACUAUGAAGAUAUUUUUCCUAUGAACUCUCACUGCUCUUAUAAUGCAGGGCUCCGUGGCACAGACGUGGGCUCGGGUUUCCACCUUCAAUACUUAGUAGAGUACGCAAGCAUGUAUUCAGUUCAGUGAUUGAACCUUUUCUCCAACGAUGGACAAAAAUGAAAGGAAAUAGUGAUGUAUUGGUUUUAUGCGCGAAUGCGUGACAAAAAAACAAACAAAACUGUAAUAGUUUGAGAGACCCUGUGCUUCUCCCAAUGCUUCAGUGUAGUCCCUACAUUUGAUCAGCACAAGCCCCAUGUGUGAGGCUGAGGGAGAGAGCAGAGCGGCAGGAAUAGAAAAGAGUGUUGCAGAGUCUCUCUUAUUUGCACUCUUAACAUCCAGAACUGAAUCAUGACUCCCAUACGAGAUGGCUCAUAACCAACUAACCCAUGGUACUGAUCUAGCCCCUCACACUGCGCAAUGAUUGGCUGUGGGAUCUCCUGUGGACCCUCCCCCUAAACAGAAUUGGAUAAGAAAGGGGGCUUGGCACUGACAUCAGUGAAAUGGACAUUCCAUCUUGAUGUUAGAAAAGCAGUAGUGACUUGUGUGUGUGUGUGUGUGUUUGUGCGCGUCUGUGUGCGCAAUUUUGUGUGCCCACUCAAUUUAAUUUUCUCAUUAUUUUUGUAUAUUGAGCUGUUUACAGUAUUAGUCUCAAAAUUAAGUGUUCGAAAACAUUUUGUGGUUUUCAUGGUCAGCAGCUCAGAUCUGCGUGUGUGUGUGUGUGGAUGGGUGAAAAAGAGGGAGAUGGUGUCUUCUGAUGAGGAUACUUCAAGAAUUAUGUAUGUAUCCAUUGCCAAGAAUUUUGAAGGUUUCUCCGUACGAUGACACAAGCAAAAUAGUGCAUAUAGUACUUUACGAAAACAAGCAAUAACAAAGGCACAGCCAUGGUCCUAGUAGCCCUGCUAAUGCAUUUCAAUGGAUUUCUUGAUACACAAAAGUUUUGAUUUAAUUUAAAUUACACUUUAAUUUUUGUCUGUAUUAAAUUUCAUGAGUCAGUCUCAGAGCAAAAGUGUUUCUUUUUUAGUUCUAAAAAAAGGCUUUAUUUUCGUCAAGACGACAAUUUUCCAACUUGCAAUUCUGAGACCAGCUUGAUGAAAGAUAGUAUGGCAUUAAGUCAAGUGUAAAUACUGCAAAUGUGCAUGUCUCAAAUUUAGGAAAAAACUAUUUGGGAUUUUAUUGUGACCCUUUGGCAUUCAACAAAAUAAUCUGAUUAAAUUAUUACUUAUAUUAUUGUAUAUGCUAAAAACCAAUGACUUUCAGGUUCUGACUGUGGACUAGCUUUUAUUUUAUUUAGAUAUAACACAUCUGCUGCUGUACUUUUAAGAAAGAUUUUAACCACUAGACCAAUCUAUUUGCUUACACUGAAAUCAUUAUUUUUACCCAUGCAUUCAUUUAAGGGGUAAUGCUCAUUCUUCUGUUGGAAUGUUUUACUUAUUUUAUUUUAUUUUAAUCUUUUGGGUCUGUUAAUAUUUCUACUUUUUGAGACUGCAGAUUUCCUCAGUAUUAUUGAGACACUGGUCAUUUUAAACCCUUUGUUUAGCCAGCUGGCUGAGUGAACUAAAAUGUUCAAUCGAGGAGUUUUAUUGUGUCAUAUUUUAAUUGCAUUGUCCUGGUUGAUGUCCUGGUUGAUGCUCUCCAGUGCGAUCAGCCGCCUGGCUGGCAGCCUCUAGAGAUGUCUGAGACUGGGUUUAUGUGCAGUGCUGCUUGCACGGGCCCUUUAAGUUUCUGAAAAAGCUACUGCAUGCUGGGAUGUUAUGUACUGAAUCAAGAGUUCUAUUUCCGUGGGUUAGUUUAAUGCUUGUUCCUUUCAUCAGUCAUCCAGCUAAAUUUAAAAGAAGGCGAAGACUACUGUCCCAGGUGUAGACUACCAAACUAUGCUCCCUGCCUCUUUCUCUCUCUCUCUCCUGUUGAUAUUGUGUACCUUCAUCUUUACUGAGAACUUGAACUGUCUGGUCAUGAUUUAAAUGAUCUCUGUUGAUGAUAUUUAUGAAAAUGUUUCAUUAAAAAUCUCAGUAUGUUCA